CUCGUAUUAUUUAUGUGAAACCUUUCCACCCACUGGCUUGCAAUGUUCACCAUAUUGUACAUUGCAGUCUAUGCGAUCGUUUACAUCUCCCAAGCUGCUUCAUUUUUACCAGUCAAUCCAGUUCAGCCUCUCAGACAAGAUCGGUCGAAUGCAAAUGCGCGAACCCCCGUCGUUGGUGAUACGCGGUUGCCGGUUCCAAACGAUGAUCACGGGAAUGUGUCUCUGAGAGAUAGUCAUCAAGAGCGACGUAAGGAUGAAUUCAAAAUGCAAUCAAGCCGAUCACUCUCGAACACUGGUGUUCAGGCUAGUUCACCAAAUGAUCAGGUUUCAGUCUCAAAUGUUGAUAUCACCGGUAACACAACUCAGGAAACAAGUCUACACGAAGUGGAACCUCAGAAAAUUAUUCAGAAGUUGGGUGCGGAGCCAGUGGAACAACCAGAUGAGCAAAUUCAUGCGGGCUCGCUGGGUGGUAAAGAGCUAGUGAAUCAAUCCGUGGACAACAAACCGAAUGCUGUACAAAAUCAACCGCUACUACAGCCAAGUAUAAAUAACUCUGAUGUUGGGACACAAAAUAUCAAGCCUACUCCCACAAAACUCCCUUCGGGUAAGAAUGCUACAAGUGUGACGGAAACUGGUGGAUCUUUUAAAGUGCUUGGUGUAAAACCUACUUGGGUACCCAAAGAGCCUGUUAAGAAUAUCGAAUGGAAGUCAGGCAAACAUGGCGAGUCCUAUCAAGCACCGCAACUACCUGAAGAUUCUUUCACAAAUGAUAACCUUCGAGGUAUGACAGAAUUAUCUAAGGCUUCUGGAAACCUGGAAACCCAAGUUAAACAGAAUCCGUUUACUGAAAAAGUGUUGUCAUCAUUAGGUUUAGCGAUGGAAGCAGCUAAAGCCAAGCAAAAGUCUCCUGCCAAUCAAAUGUCCGACGAUAAUGUUCGUGAACCUGGUAUUUCAGAUGAAGAUGAUGUAGGCGGUGAACCAGAAAAAAACAAUCUCAAAAACCUUGAUGUGCUUAACUCACAGUUAUCCAAACUGCCCAAAGCAACCAUCGAAUCGGUUCGACGCGCUGAAGACGAUCCUGAAAUCAGUCAAAGUGUGUUCAACGUGCCAUCCGUCCCGAUUGAGUAUGUCCUGUUGUCGAUCUGCGUCCUGUGUGUCAUCGUACUGCUCCUGUGGAAACGUUGUUGGUACGUUAUCUGCACCGUUUGCUGCAAACGAAGGCAGCAGCCAAUCGGAAACGUCACUGGACGCUACAAGGUCACAUACAAGCCAUUGUAGAUGGAUGAGAUUACUCGCUUAUCGUUGUGUUGUUCCCUCUCUCGUUGCGUUGUUUCGGUACUUCCCCAUUUUUUGGUCUUUAAAGGCAUGACUCAGAUAUCGCAUACUUGGUUAAAACACACAUGUGAUAUACCUCUCCCGGCACCGUGAUCGUACUGUGUACACUCCCUUGCAGUCAUAUCAGCUGGUAAAGCAACGACUCAUUCUGUGUUCAAAAGUUUACUUGGAGUUGGUUCGUUUGUUCCUUUUAAGAAUGGCCGAAAUACAUCCUUUCUG
Messenger RNA from Opisthorchis viverrini, 1554 nucleotides. RefSeq lists its product as hypothetical. The coding region runs from base 43 to 1278 and encodes 411 amino acids. The record is from RefSeq and is a predicted model, not a curated record. The transcript has 4 exons. NCBI's taxonomy places the organism in Eukaryota, Metazoa, Platyhelminthes, Trematoda, Opisthorchiida, Opisthorchiidae.